CGUAGCUCAUGUUUCCGUGAAAAUCAGAACGAGGCUCGUUUUUGUGGAAUUCAGCAGCAGCAGCAAUUAAUAACAAUUAAAUUAUUCAUUAUUUACAUUAGUAUAUAUAUAUAAGCAAAAAAUAUCGCGAAUUUAAAGUGCCAUUUCGAAACGAAAUCCAUAGACGACUAGAGAUUGCCAAAUAACGCACGAGGGAGGUUUACAGAAUGGCCAGCGGAACAGCAAACGACGAGGUACGGAUUUUAUCGCCGUCAGAAAGCGGAAGUGCGCAAACCGGAAGCGCAUCGAAUGUAAACAGAAUUGAUCGAUUUAUACAAAAGGGAGAGGAGAUUCUUGAGACAUUUGUUUCGUCGAUCCGAUCAUUUGAAGGGCAGGCCUUGAAGAUAAAGGAUCUAGCAACAUCGGUUAGUGAAAUUCAGGCCAAUUUAAAGAGAAAUAAUGACGAAUCUGGACAAAAUGAACCAAGCAAACGGAGGAAAGUUUCUCAUACUGUCAGUAAUUCGGACAGUUCGGAUUCGGAUUCCGACGGAGAUAUCGAUGGACUAAUGAAUGAACCUGGUCCUUCACAUCAUACAGAAGAUAGUGAAGGUCCAUUAACUGAUGAUGUAUUAAUGGGACUUGACAAUUUUUUUGUGGAAGAAGAGGAAACUGGGCCAGCCAUCAAUGAAACGGUUGCAAAGGUUGUGAACAAAUCUUUGAGACCAAACAAAAUUGACAAGGAAAAAAUUCAAGCUUUACAUCAAAAGUACAAACGACCAGCAAAUGUGGAAACGCUUCAGGUGCCAAAAAUUGACAAAUUUCUUUGGAAUCAGCUUGAGACCAAUGUAAAAUCUACUGACAUUUCAAAGCAACAUAUCAUUGAUGAUUUCAAUAAGGCGGCAGCACCUCUGGUAGCAGCAAUGGAUCAUGCUUAUGCCAAUGAUCAGCCAGAUCUUUCAUUCCUUAAAGAAUGCAUUGGGGACUCAUUCAAAAGUAUAUGCAGCACAAUAGCCAAAAUUAACAGCCAGAGGCGAGAUUCUAUUAGGAAGGAAGUGGACCAUUCAUUUAAGAGUCUCUGUGCUAGCGAAACCAACACUUCGGCAACAGGACUGUUUGGGGACAAGCUCCAAGAGCAAAGCAAGAAUGCGGAAUCAUGCCGUCAAAUCAAGAUGAUCAAUAAGGGGCAUUUUUUAGGGAAAGGCGGGGGGGGGGGCAAAAGUCAGCUUCCCCUGUACAGAUCAACACAGCGUCCACAGCCACCAGAAACUUAA
Molecule: messenger RNA, 1250 nt
Organism: Ruditapes philippinarum (Manila clam)
Lineage: Eukaryota; Metazoa; Mollusca; Bivalvia; Venerida; Veneridae
Exons: 2
Coding region: 207-1250 (347 amino acids)
Source: RefSeq, a predicted model, not a curated record